Trachemys scripta elegans is the source of this 3001-nucleotide messenger RNA. It is a transcript of the gene CDK19, whose product is annotated as cyclin dependent kinase 19. The coding region runs from base 535 to 1860 and encodes 441 amino acids. The record is from RefSeq and is a predicted model, not a curated record. The transcript has 15 exons. Gene Ontology annotation, molecular function: RNA polymerase II CTD heptapeptide repeat kinase activity; ATP binding; cyclin-dependent protein serine/threonine kinase activity. NCBI's taxonomy places the organism in Eukaryota, Metazoa, Chordata, Testudines, Emydidae. Gene Ontology annotation, biological process: protein phosphorylation. Gene Ontology annotation, cellular component: cytosol; mediator complex; nucleus.
GGUGAGUCCGGGUGCGAUGGGAGAGCUGGCGAUGACUCUGUGUUUGUGUGUGUGUAGGGGAGGUACGACAAGCGGGGUGUGAAGAUUCCAGAAGGGCUUCGUGUAUGGACUUCCUGCCUUGGAGGUAGCAGAAUAUUCAGCAGAAGGAAAGACUGCUACUUGUUCCAGGAUUGGGCUGAAUACUUCGGAUGUGGCCUAUCAUCUUUCUCACCGAUGUUGAAUGUGGACUUCUUGAUAUCUCGAGGGCUUUGACAUUUCCUCUUCAUCUGCAUCUCAAUCAAGUCCCAUACCCCUGGCUCUAUUUUCAAGGCUUCUUACACACUGAAAUACCUUAGCCAAAUACAUUUUUGGCCAAAGCUUGAGUCCUCUUGCGAGACUUUCUUUUCUGGCGAGGCUGCCAUCACCUGAUUUGGGUCUUGGCUGUUAGCUUCAAGGAAAGAUGGAAGUAGCUGAUCCAAAGCUGUAACUACUAUAUAUGAAAGAAAAGAUGAAAAGGAGUAUGCACUGAAGCAAAUUGAAGGUACAGGGAUAUCGAUGUCGGCCUGUAGAGAGAUUGCACUUUUACGAGAAUUGAAGCACCCCAAUGUGAUUGCAUUACAGAAGGUUUUCCUUUCUCACAGUGAUAGAAAGGUUUGGCUGCUGUUUGAUUAUGCCGAACAUGAUUUGUGGCAUAUUAUCAAGUUUCACCGUGCCUCAAAAGCAAAUAAAAAGCCCAUGCAGUUGCCAAGAUCUAUGGUUAAAUCACUACUCUACCAGAUCCUUGAUGGAAUCCAUUACCUCCAUGCAAACUGGGUGCUUCACAGGGACCUGAAACCAGCAAACAUUCUGGUAAUGGGAGAAGGUCCUGAAAGAGGAAGAGUCAAAAUAGCUGACAUGGGUUUUGCAAGAUUGUUCAAUUCACCUCUGAAACCUUUAGCAGAUUUGGAUCCAGUUGUGGUGACGUUCUGGUAUAGAGCUCCAGAACUGUUACUUGGUGCCAGACAUUACACAAAAGCAAUUGAUAUAUGGGCAAUUGGGUGUAUAUUUGCUGAGCUAUUGACUUCAGAACCUAUUUUUCACUGUCGUCAGGAAGACAUCAAAACGAGCAAUCCUUUUCAUCAUGAUCAGCUAGACCGCAUUUUUAGUGUAAUGGGAUUCCCAGCAGAUAAAGACUGGGAAGAUAUAAGGAAGAUGCCAGAAUAUCCCACACUUCAAAAAGACUUUAGGAGAACAACAUAUGCCAAUAGUAGCCUCAUAAAAUACAUGGAGAAACACAAAGUCAAGCCUGACAGUAAAGUUUUCCUUUUGCUUCAAAAACUUCUUACUAUGGAUCCUACGAAGAGAAUUACCUCAGAGCAGGCUUUGCAGGACCCCUAUUUCCAGGAGGAUCCAUUGCCUACGUCAGAUGUGUUUGCUGGCUGCCAGAUUCCUUAUCCAAAACGAGAAUUCCUCAAUGAGGAUGAACCCGAAGAAAAAGGAGAUAAGAAUCAACAGCAACAGAAUCAACAUCAGCAACAAACAGCACCUCAGCAGCAACCGCAAGCAGCACCUCAGCAACAGCAGCAGCAGCAAAACAGUACCCAGACAAAUGGGACUGCAGGAGGAGGUGGAGCAGGAGGAGGCGGCACUGGGGCAGGACUUCAGCACAGCCAGGACUCCAGCCUCAAUCAGGUGCCUCCAAAUAAGAAACCACGCAUAGGGCCUUCAGGCACUAACUCAGGCGGGCCUGUCAUGCCUUCAGAUUAUCAGCACUCCAGUUCACGCCUGAGUUACCAAAGCAACAUUCAGGGAUCUUCUCAGUCCCAGAGUACAAUGGGCUAUUCCACAUCAUCUCAACAGAGCUCUCAGUAUCAUCAGUCUCAUCAGUCUCAUAGGUACUGAGACCUAAUAGACUGCGCUUAGAAAGGAAUGGACUAAAAGUCAAAAGACUCCAGCAAUAUGAAGUUCCUAACAAUGAGAAGAACCAAAAAUGCAAACUGUGAUACAGAUUUAAAAUUCACAAUUAUAAAAGGAAAACUUUAUUUACUGAAGAUUUUUUUUUCAAUGACUCUGUUCCUUCUUUAUUGCCAUAAAGGAGAUUCUUGUGAAGUGCCCCCCGCCCUCCUGCGCGCUUCCCUCGCAUGUGUUCCAUUGUGGUAACUCUAAUGAAACCGUCUGAUCUGAACCCAGCACUUAACUUCUUUAACCUAUGGAAUUUUUGAAGGAUUCCUGGUGCACCUUUCUCAUGCUGUAGUGAUUGCCAUAAAUCUAUCUUUUCAAAUCUCUUUAAUGGGAUUUUAAAGUUUUAAAAUCUUGAACUCCCAGGCUUUCAAGCUUGUAUAUAGUUAGUUUUAUACUAGGCAAACCAGUUUAGCUAUACAGGUAUAAUGCACCUUUUAAAAGCACUAUGUUUUUUUCACAGGAUAUUACUGUUUUCCUCAUGGAUGUCAAGAACAGCAAAUUUUACUGUUCCAGAGUAUUUUACUAUUCUGUUUGUAUUAGUCUAGUUUUCAGGCGAUGUCUUAGGGAAAAAACAAAAACAAAAAAAACCCAACCCAAGUCUCUGCAGCAGCUAAUGUGCUUCAUGGUACUGGACUGUACACCAAACAGAAGAUUGUGAAUGUUUCCUAAAUCUUUCAUAUUGAAUCCCAUACAUAUUAUGACCAUGUUCUGAGUAAUGCUGAAUUAAGCAUUAUUUUAAACUAAAGCAUGAUACUUACAUGAAAAGGGGAUGCUUUUGGAGCGCCAUUGGAACAGAGGAAUGGAAUGUAACAGAACGUCUUCUCUGGCUGGGCACGCAAAAUAGCCAGGAAAAUAUAUUUAGUGCCCUAUGAUCUCAGUAGAAGAGAGAAUGUGGUUGAGGACUUAUACUAGUCCUUGCUUAAAAAAACAAAACAAAACAAAACAAAAAACCACUUCUUUAAUGUGUGUGGGAGCUCUAUAUAAUCUCCCUUUGUCAGUUUCCCUGAAUCAAUUAUCUAAAUAUAAGACAACAAAAAUGUAAAGGAUUAUAAAAUAAAAAACAAAUAAUUGUCCAUUUUUA